Molecule: messenger RNA, 1980 nt
Organism: Closterium sp. Yama58-4
Lineage: Eukaryota; Viridiplantae; Streptophyta; Zygnematophyceae; Desmidiales; Closteriaceae
Source: the annotation of a GenBank genome assembly
AUGGCAGAUCUGCUCCGCGAUCUUGACAGCUGGCAGAAGCUGGCGGAAGCGGCGCGGCCGGGCGGCGGAGGCGGGGGUAGAACCCGCGAGGGGCGCGAGUCUGAAAAGGGACGGAGGAAGGAUAAAGAGGCGGGGAAAGCCAAGGACGGCACAGCAGCAGCAGCCAAGAAGAAAGCCAAGGGCAAACCCAGCAGCGCAAGCGACAAAUCAGCACAAGCCACAUCAUCGCCGUCACCGUCAUCAUCCGCAACAGCACCAGGAGGAGCAGGAGGGACGGGAGAAGGGCGGCCGAUCAGGCACACAGUGGACUACUUUCGAGAACACUGGGUUCUGCCCCCCCCUGCUGUGAACGCUGAGCCGUCCACGUCAGCGCCAGGCUGGAACGUCGGUUUCUUAGGUGGCGGCAGCAAGAAGCCAGCAGGGCAAGGCAGAGCGACAGGAGCAGCAGCGGGUGGGAAAGCAACAGGUGGGGGGGCAGCAGGCGGAGCAACGGCAGGUGGGGGAGCAAGAGGAGUGGAAUCGAAAGCAACAAGAGCAGGGGGAGGGGGAGGGAGCAGCGGUGGGGGAGGAGCAGGGGCGAUUGGGGAAGCAGGAGGGGCAGCGGAGCUGAUCGGCAGACUGGCAGCAGCAGCGGAUGUUGGGGGGGAGGGGGAUGCGGGGGAGAUUGGGGGUGUGGGGGCGGGGAGGGGAGGCAUGGAGGCAGCUGCUGCAGCGGAGAAGGAAAGGGGCAACGAGCAUUUCAAGGCCGGUCGAUUCGAGGACGCCCUCUCCUGCUACUCCCAGAGCAUCGCCCUCCAUCCCACUGCUGUUGCCUUUGCCAACCGAGCCAUGGCUGCACUGAAACUGGGCAGGUACGAGGAGGCCGAGGCAGACUGCACAGAAGCAUUGGAUCGGGACGAUGAGUAUGUGAAGGCAUUAGCAAGGAGGGCCACUGCUAGGCUGAAGCUUAGUCGACCCGUAGAGGCACUCCAAGACAUCAACCAAGGCCUAUCACUUGAUCCUGGCAACAAGGAGCUGCUGAAGCAGCAGGCACAGACGAACGCUCUACUGCAGAAGCAGGCCAAGCAGGGAGUGGGUGUGAUUGCCAAGGCGCUCAAGCGAGGAACAGCAAGCGGUGAGGUUGUGCUGCCUGGGGUGUCAGGGGUGUCAGGGGGAGCAGGAGGAGCAGGACCAUCAGGAGCCGCUGUGACUAUUUCAGGGCUUACUGCGGAUGUUACAGGAGAAAAGGCGGUUCUGGAAAUAAAGGAGGUUAAGGGGAUUCAGAAGACUAAAAAUAUUACUGGGGUAAAAGAGAUUAAGGAGGAGGAGGUGAAGGAAAUUAUGGAUACCAAGGAGAUUAAGGGGGUAAAGGAGAUUAAGGAGGUGAAGGAAGAGAAGUCGGUUACAGAGGUUGAGAGGGGUGCAGAGAGUUCAGAGGCCACAGAAGUUGGUGGGGUAACAGGGGGUGGAAGGGUCACAGGGGGUGCAGAGGCGGAGGGAGGUGCUGGGGAAGGGGGGGGUGGGGAAAGGGGUACAGAGGUAGGUGCGGAGGGAAGUGGGGGGAGUGUAAGGAUCAGUGAUGGUACACAGGGCGAUACACAAGCGGAGGAACCCGUUUCGUCUGGAGCAGAGAAUAAGGGAAAGGCAGAACACGAGGAGAAGGAGGAGGAUGAGGCACUAGGAUCACAGCUGGAGGGAACGCAGGAGUCCCUCCCGCCUUCCCGCCUCUCAACCAUCUUCAAGGAUUCUCUCUCUCCGCCUCUUCUCGCUGCAGUGCUCUCCAUCAUUCUUUCAACCCUAUUCAGCACGGAUGCCCCAACAGCAGUGGCUCUGCUCUCUGCCUUCCCGUCUGUGCUGCGCUUCCCCAUCCUCCUCGUCUGCAUGUCUGCUGCUGACAAGCAACGUCUGUCCAAGCUGUGGGACGAGGCACUUGCUGCUUCCACCCCUGCCACUGUCACCCACACCACUCUGCAGCAGCUGCGCUCAGCUUACAAGCUCUAA